UUUAGAUGAAAUCUGAUAAAAACUAUGUCUAAUGUUUGUGGUAAAGUAAGGAAUAGUUUAGAGACCCGUCAUUGACUCAAAAGAGUCAUCCAGACUUCAUUCAGAUUCUUCUUUGGGGUCAACACCCUUCGGAACAUCUCCCUUUCUGGCAUCCAUUACAGACGUCUUUCCUGGUUUAGAAGAGUCCUUCUGAGAAACCCUCUUUUUAGGAGCUUUCUUUGCUGGAGCAGGUUGCUUUUUAGCCUCCUCUUUGUCAGCUGGAAUUGGUUUCUCGGUCUUGGGAUGAGACUUCUUCUCUUCCUUUGGCUUAGUCUUUUUCUCUUCCUUUGGCUUCUCUGGUUCAUUUACUUCAGGAGCAACAUCCAUGAUAACUUCUAA
Moneuplotes crassus is the source of this 378-nucleotide messenger RNA. NCBI's taxonomy places the organism in Eukaryota, Ciliophora, Spirotrichea, Euplotida, Euplotidae. The record is from the annotation of a GenBank genome assembly.